GGUAGGGGGACAGUUAAGAUGUCCCCACAAGUUUCAGAAGCUUUAUCUCUUGGGAAAGCAGUGGUUGCUCUUGAAUCCACCAUUAUUUCUCAUGGAAUGCCAUAUCCUCAGAAUUUGCAGACAGCCAAAGAAGUGGAGGCAAUAGUAAGAGAGAAUGGAGCCAUACCUGCUACUGUUGCUAUUUUGGAUGGCAUACCAUGCAUAGGUUUGUCUGUGGAAGAACUUGAGAGGCUGGCUAUCCUAGGAAGAAAAGCUCGAAAGACAGCUCGCAGGGACAUUGCACAUGUUGUGGCUACUCAAGGAAAUGGUGCUACAACUGUUUCUGCCACUAUGUUUUUUGCAUCCAUGGUCGGGAUUCCAAUAUUUGUCACUGGUGGUAUUGGUGGAGUGCAUAGGCAUGGCGAGACUAUGGAUAUUUCUUCUGAUCUCACUGAGUUGGGAAGAACACCUGUUGCUGUAGUGUCUGCAGGUGUGAAAUCAAUUUUAGAUAUUCCAAGAACCCUCGAGUAUUUGGAAACACAAGGAGUUUGUGUUGCGGCAUAUCAGACCAAUGAGUUCCCUGCCUUCUUCACUGAAAAGAGUGGUUGUAAGGCACCGGCCCGUCUUGACUCCCCUGAAGACUUUGCUCGACUAAUAGGUGCAGUUUGUAAUGUCCUUUUGUUGCUAUAG
Striga asiatica is the source of this 669-nucleotide messenger RNA. The record is from the annotation of a GenBank genome assembly. NCBI's taxonomy places the organism in Eukaryota, Viridiplantae, Streptophyta, Magnoliopsida, Lamiales, Orobanchaceae.